Messenger RNA from Penicillium mononematosum, 945 nucleotides. RefSeq names its product MBL fold metallo-hydrolase. The transcript is spliced from 2 exons. Bases 1 to 945 code for a protein of 314 amino acids. NCBI's taxonomy places the organism in Eukaryota, Fungi, Ascomycota, Eurotiomycetes, Eurotiales, Aspergillaceae. The record is from RefSeq and is a predicted model, not a curated record.
AUGAUCGAAUCCUCCCAUCUGGUGCCACCAAAGGCGCCGCCACCACUACACAUUCCACCGUCAACCGCCACUGUAACAGUGCGGGUGAUAGACUCGACAACUUCUCUCUUGCUGGACCCCCCGUUGUUCUGGCAACCGGAGAUUAAAGGGCUGCACGGCCUGACGGUUUCGAACUUCUGCUUUUUGGUCUCUAAUGGCAAUCGACAUGUGCUGUUCGACCUGGGCAUGCGCGUGGACUGGGAGAAUUACGCCCCCAAGGUGGUCCGCCUGAUUCAACAGACGACGCAAGUCCAUGUUGAAAAGAACGUAGCGGAGAUCCUGGAUACGCAAGAAGAAUGGCCCGAGGAUGGCCCUGUCGUGCGGAGCAAGGAUAUCGAAGCCAUAAUUUGGUCGCACCAUCACUUUGAUCACAUCGGGGACCCGUCCACAUUCCCAGAGUCCACUGACUUAGUCGUGGGCCCCGGAGUACGGUCUGUUUGCUGGCCGGGAUAUCCCACCAAUCCGGACUCGUUGGUCUUGGACAAAGAUAUUCAGGGCCGCCGUGUGCGGGAAAUUAGUUUCACGAGCAGCUCACCUCACCACUGCCGAAUUGGCCGUUUUGAUGCGUUUGACUUCUUCGAGGAUGGUUCAUUCUACCUUCUCGACGCACCGGGCCAUUCGGUAGGACAUAUGAUUGGUCUGGCGCGGGUCACAGCGGCAGAUGGGCCGGAUGGACAGGACUCCUUCGUCCUCAUGGGUGCCGAUGCCUGCCACCACCCCGGUGUCCUCCGGCCCACUGAGUACCUGCCCAUACCUACACUCGUAGAACCGUCACCGAUACAGCAAUGGUCGGCCUGCCCCGGAGACUGGCUGCAGCAUCUUCAUCCCCAUGGGAGCGCUACAGAACCUUUCCUUAACGUCUCUCCCAUCCUCUUCCGGAAUUCGACGCAGCAAUGGACACGGUAA